Messenger RNA from Pecten maximus, 1975 nucleotides. RefSeq names its product ATPase ASNA1 homolog. Gene Ontology annotation, cellular component: GET complex. The transcript has 8 exons. The coding region runs from base 72 to 1079 and encodes 335 amino acids. NCBI's taxonomy places the organism in Eukaryota, Metazoa, Mollusca, Bivalvia, Pectinida, Pectinidae. The record is from RefSeq and is a predicted model, not a curated record. Gene Ontology annotation, molecular function: ATP binding; ATP hydrolysis activity. Gene Ontology annotation, biological process: post-translational protein targeting to endoplasmic reticulum membrane.
UAGUCGAGGUGUUCCGAUAGUUACUGACUUAAAAUUUGGGAAACAUCCAAGGGGUUCCGAAAUCAUUCAUAAUGGCGGCCUCCUCAGAUGUAGAUUUAGAGAUGGAACCUUCUCUGAAGAAUAUUGUGGAACAGACAAGUUUAAAAUGGAUUUUUGUCGGUGGAAAAGGAGGUGUUGGGAAGACGACAACAAGCUGUUCUUUAUCAGUACAGCUUGCCAAGGUACGUGAAACAGUGCUGAUCAUAUCGACAGAUCCAGCUCACAAUAUUUCCGAUGCCUUCAACCAGAAAUUCUCAAAGGUGCCAACGCUGGUCAAUGGUUUUCCAAACUUAUAUGCAAUGGAAAUAGAUCCAAAUUUGGGCUUCUCAGAACUCCCAGAAGAAUAUUUUGAGCAGCAAGAUGCUAUGCACAUGGGGAAGGCCAUGGUUGGGGAACUCCUGAGUGCAUUUCCUGGAAUCGACGAAGCUAUGAGUUUUGCCGAAGUCAUGAAACUGGUAAAUGGGAUGAACUUUUCGUGUGUAGUGUUUGACACAGCCCCCACAGGUCACACCCUCCGUCUCUUGUCGUUUCCGUCCGUCAUAGAGAAGGGGCUCGGCAAGAUCCUCCGGCUCAAAAAUCAAGUGGGACCAUUUAUAUCACAGAUGGCUGGUAUGAUCGGAAUGCAGGAUAUGAACGCUGACGACAUGUCAACCAAACUCCAGGACAUGCUGACAACCAUUAGACACGUCAAUGCUCAGUUUAAAAAUGCUGAAGAGACGACGUUUGUAUGUGUGUGUAUAGCAGAAUUCCUAUCGCUAUACGAAACAGAAAGACUGGUGCAAGAGUUGACCAAGUAUGGAAUUGACACUCACAACGUCGUGGUCAACCAACUCUUAUUUUUAAAGAAGGGACAAGAACCGUGCAAACUGUGCAAAGCUCGGCACAAAAUACAGGCCAAGUAUUUAGACCAGAUUGCAGAUCUCUACGAGGACUUCAACGUGACAAAGUUACCUUUACUGGAAGAGGAAGUUCGAGGGGCAGCAAAGAUCACAGAAUUUUCCAACAACCUCUUAGAACCGUUUGAUGUAGAUAAAUCGUAGCCUCAGUGUGAAAAUGAUUUUUUAGCAGACCUCAAGUCGCCCUUCGUCUGUGGUCCAUCAUAAGUUGUCCCUCUGUCUGUUCGUAAACAGUCGGUGGUUUAGUUAUACUGAAAACUGAAGGGAUAUUUCUGAAAUUUCACAGUUAGGUUUCAAUUGGUCCCUUCUUAUGGCUGUUCAAUUUUGGAAUUGAUCAUAACUAGAAAAGAAAUAGCUGAAAUUAAUCAACACCACAUGUUGAUAGCAAAGAUGAUUAAGAGGAAAGAAGAGAACAAUACCGAAAAGAUCAAAGUUAAAUCAAGUUAAAAAAAAAAAAUCAAAGAUGAAACAAUGGUGGGCGCCAAAGUGCCUCUUUGGUAGCUUGUUAUUUAUUGUAUAAGGUUAUCAAGUGAGAGGGGUUGGGAGUGGGGAGCUGGGCUUACACUGUCGAUAGUUAUUUACACUCAAUACAUAAUUACAUCAUGUCUCGGAAUCUUUGUGCUUUAUAGCACAUAUGGUUCUCAGUAAAUUCUAAAUUUUCAAAUAAUGAAAAAGUUAAACAGAUAGUUAACUAUAGACAUGUGUGGCCAUGACAUUUUUUAAAACUGUUGUACAUGUAAGACAGAUUGAUUUUGAUUACCUCCACUAGGGUUCGAUCCCAUGACCCAUGGUGUACUAGACUAUUGCUCUAUUGAUUGAGCUAAAGGGAGUUUCUCCCUAGCAGAGUCGGUAGGAAGUAUCUAAUAUCUUACCAGGAGACAAACUCCUGAGCCAAGUCAGUUGGAAGCAGCUAGUAUCUUACCAGGGGGACUAAUUCCCUGGCCGAGUCGGUAGGAAGUAGCUAAUAUCUUACCAUGGGGACUAAUUCCCUGGCGAGUCAGUAGGAGGUAGCUAAUAUCUUACCAGGGGGACUAAUUGCC